GUAACAAAAUAUUUCAGUUGAAUUCAAACUGACAGGGAAAAAUAAAAUGUGCGACAUUUAUUGCGACAGUACGCUGCGAAGCAGUCGUUGUCUGUAGUUUUUUGCCGAACGUUCGAACUUGAAUUUACGCUCAAGCCGUCAGCUUAAAGACUACAGGAAACGCGCUGACAGCCGUAAACAUCCGCCCUCCUAAAAUGACCGCUCCAACCCGGAAAGCGGUGUCAUUCUCUCUCAUACAACCUUUCAAGGAGGUUCUCGCCUCCAAUUAUAGAUUAUCUGACAGCUAAGACGUGCAGAACACCGAACCAGAUACAGUGAGAUACGGUUAGAGCAGUCUCAAGGCCAUCCUCUUCAGCAGCCAUGCCACGCAUUGAAAAUGAUAUCAAGCUCGACUUCAAGGACGUGCUGCUUCGACCCAAAAGAAGCACUCUCAAAUCUCGCAGUGAGGUGGAUCUAAUGCGCAGUUUUACGUUCAGAAACUCAAAGGGCAGUUACCGUGGGAUUCCCAUCAUAGCUGCCAACAUGGACACCGUGGGGACUUUUGAAAUGGCCUUAGUCUUACAUCAGUUUAGUCUCUUUACAGCUAUCCAUAAGCAUUAUUAUGUGGAUGACUGGAAGGAGUUUGCAGCCAAGCACCCAGAAUGCUUACAGAGUGUAGCAGUCAGCACGGGGACGAGUGAUGGGGACUUUGAGAAACUGGGGGCCAUUGUGGCUGCUGUACCUCAGAUUCAGUACAUAUGUGUGGAUGUGGCCAAUGGCUACUCUGAACACUUUGUCAACUUUGUCAAAGAUGUGAGGCAGAAGUUCCCUACGCACACUAUCAUGGCUGGCAAUGUGGUCACAGGAGAGAUGGUUGAAGAGCUGAUUCUUGCUGGUGCUGACAUCAUCAAAGUGGGCAUUGGACCAGGUUCUGUGUGCACCACUCGUAAGAAGACUGGUGUGGGUUAUCCUCAGCUGAGUGCAGUCAUUGAGUGCGCUGACGCUGCACACGGCCUGGGUGGACACAUCAUAUCUGAUGGGGGAUGCACCUGCCCAGGCGACGUCUCUAAAGCAUUUGGGGCGGGAGCUGACUUUGUGAUGCUGGGAGGAAUGCUUGCUGGUCAUUCUGAGAGUGGGGGCGAAAUCAUAGAGAAAAACGGCAAGAAGUACAAACUGUUCUAUGGCAUGAGCUCAGACACGGCCAUGAAGAAGCAUGCAGGAGGCGUAGCAGAGUACAGGGCGUCAGAGGGUAAAACAGUUGAAAUGCCUUACAAAGGGCCUGUGGAGGUGACGGUGAAAGAUGUGCUGGGUGGAGUUCGUUCUACCUGCACAUACGUGGGUGCUGCUAAGCUGAAAGAGUUGAGUCGUCGUACCACCUUCAUUAGGGUGACCCAACAACUCAACACAGUAUUUGGUAAUGAUAAUUAAGCCAGUACUAAGGUCUAAUCAGGUCCAUAAUGGGCCAAAUUAUGCCAAAUCCAUGCAAAGGUCAUUUUAUUCUCUCUGCAGUCAGAUGCACACAUAAGCAUAUUCACACACACACACACACACAUGCAUACAUACACACACCUCACAUCAUCAUUUAGUGUUUUUGGGCCCGCACAUAAGCUUUUGAAUUCAAAGGCUUUCCCCAGAUGCUGUAUUAAGGCCUAAAGCAACUGCAUGGCCUUUUCAUUUUUUAUUAAUCACUAUUUGAAAACUUCUAAUUUCGGAAUUAUUUGAUGAGUUUUCAAGGACACUGUAAUACCAACUUCUUACAUUCUGUCUGUUUUAGUCUUAUACUACACUGUAGUACAAUGAGAACAUCAAUUUGGUUUCAUUACACCGUACUGAAAGUGUAUGUUUUGUGCAGUUUGUGUUUUAGGUCAUAGCCUUAAAAUCUUGAGUUUGUUCUCUGUUCAUUUGUCUAAACAACCUCUUUUAGAGCUUUAUAUUUUAUCCAGAAAUUUCAGGUACUAUUUUAGACCUUGUUGUAGAUUUUAGCUGAAUGUCUAUGCCUAAUGUCUUAUAUUCAUAUGAUAUUUCUGGGAUUUUCUGAGAACAUUCUGAUUCGUCAUUCUGUUCACUAGACCAAUGCAGAUCCUUGCAAGGAUUAUUAAAGUAUUAGCUGUCUAUUAUACAAUAUGCUAAAGACCUCUGUUAUAAACAACCAUUAUAUUAAAAAGAAUAUAUCUGAAGACCAAGCAAGGGUAUUUUUUACCCUUUUAAUGGUUUCUCCUGUGUUUGUAUGUAACAAAUGCAGUGGUAUUACACACUUUUGAAGUCUUAAUCGGUUCCUGUAUAAGUAUUGGCAUAAUUUUAUGCAUUUGAGCUUGGUUUGAUCAUUAGACAUACUGCAUACUUAAAACUUUAAUACUUAACUCUUAAUUAACCUUAAUGAUUUCAUUGUAUUUUUUGUUAUUCAUUUAAUACUUUUGGCAUUCCAUUACAGUUAGUGUCCUCAUUGAUUGUGAUUUAAAGUUGCUGCUGGAGCAGAUAUGAAUGAAUGUUUAAGAAAUACAUUUUUCCCCACUUACAUAUUUUGCUGAAAACCAGAAGAUCCCUAUUGGCUGAUAAAUAGGCAGUUUAAUUUGAUUACAAAUUUUUACAUGCUGUUAAAUCACAUUUUGUACCUUAUAUUUCACUGCAGUUCAAACAUCUCUGUAUUGUAUUGUGAAAAUAAAUUAUUUAGAUGAUCACUGAAGAAUGACUUGUGUUUGCUUUGUAGGUCCAUGUAAACAUGCUAACGCCCUUCUUUUAUUACAUUUAAGACUGAUGAGGAGUAAUUUAUGCACAUCAGGUACAGAAAAUUCCAAAGAUUUCCCUGUGACUCUCACAUACUGCUUCUUACUGAGAACACUGGAUCUGGAUCUGUUUUCACUGAAGCAGGGAGAAAGUGAAAUGAGUCAGUCUCAGAAUGAAAGCAUGUUACCACACGAUACAUCAGAAUGCAGUCAGUUACAACAUAAUUGCAUGGGAGCGGUUACGAUGUCACAUAUUGUAAAAAAGAAAAGAAAAAAAAAGGUGACAUGCGUACAAUGAGGAACAGGUGACAAUACACGCUUUCCUUCCUCCUGCGUUACACCACAGCUGCACUGAAGACACACAAGAGGCC
Sinocyclocheilus rhinocerous is the source of this 3073-nucleotide messenger RNA. RefSeq names its product guanosine monophosphate reductase 2 (gene gmpr2). Gene Ontology annotation, cellular component: GMP reductase complex. Gene Ontology annotation, biological process: nucleotide metabolic process. The transcript is spliced from 12 exons. Lineage: Eukaryota; Metazoa; Chordata; Actinopteri; Cypriniformes; Cyprinidae. Gene Ontology annotation, molecular function: GMP reductase activity. The record is from RefSeq and is a predicted model, not a curated record. The coding region runs from base 361 to 1407 and encodes 348 amino acids.